Messenger RNA from Macrosteles quadrilineatus (aster leafhopper), 629 nucleotides. RefSeq names its product DNA polymerase epsilon subunit 3 (gene Chrac-14). Gene Ontology annotation, biological process: heterochromatin formation; DNA damage response; leading strand elongation. Gene Ontology annotation, cellular component: epsilon DNA polymerase complex; CHRAC. The transcript is spliced from 2 exons. The coding region runs from base 132 to 545 and encodes 137 amino acids. Gene Ontology annotation, molecular function: chromatin DNA binding; protein heterodimerization activity. Lineage: Eukaryota; Metazoa; Arthropoda; Insecta; Hemiptera; Cicadellidae. The record is from RefSeq and is a predicted model, not a curated record.
CCUAAAAUUCUCUAACAGUUUGAGUUUAUGUUUAUAUUUAAUUUAAGUUACUAAAGCUUAUGUAGUGAUCAGUUGUCUUUGUAUUGCCUUAAAGUAUAUUGUUAUAAUUAUUUACUGUGGUCAUCUACACAAUGGCUGAAAAACUUGAAGAUUUAAACUUGCCUAUCUCUGUAAUAGCUCGUCUUAUCAAAGAUGCAUUGCCUGAUGGAACUAUUGUGUCCAAAGAAGCAAGAUCAGCAAUCGCAAAAGCAGCGUCAGUUUUUGUGUUAUAUUUGACGUCAUCUUCAAAUAAUGUUGCUUCCAAAAAUAAGAAGAAGACAAUUAGUGGUGAAGAUGUGUUUCAAGCGAUACUUGAUACUGAAUUUGAAAUGUUUGAGGAACCUCUGAGAGAGUCUUAUGAAGAAUUUAAGAAAUCACAGAGGAUGAAGAAGGAUGCCGCUGCUAAAAAGAGGCAAUCAAAGGAAAUAAAAAAGGCACAAGACGAAGAUGUUACAAUGGAAGAAGAUGAAGCAAAGGAUGAAAAAGAAACUGAAGAAGGAGAUUAAACCAGUAUCCUAACUAAUUUAAUUUUGAUAUUUUAAUAUUAAGCUGAAAAGUAUUUAAACAUUUAUAAUAAAACAUAAAACCAA